This is a messenger RNA of Daktulosphaira vitifoliae (grape phylloxera), 5288 nucleotides long. Its product is annotated as mucin-17-like. The record is from RefSeq and is a predicted model, not a curated record. The transcript has 3 exons. NCBI's taxonomy places the organism in Eukaryota, Metazoa, Arthropoda, Insecta, Hemiptera, Phylloxeridae. The coding region runs from base 434 to 4708 and encodes 1424 amino acids.
ACUGUAUUAUCAUCAUCGUUGUAGACUAGUAGUCAACUGAAGUAUUAAUUACGUGUCUUAUAGUAAAUGUAACCUCGCGUUUUUAAACUUAUUAUUUUUGCCAUCUCAGAAAAGGUAAUAUGUGAUGAUUUCUACAAUAACAGUGAUGACAUAACCACUUAUGUUCGGUCGUUAGAUGAAGAAUUAUUAAGAAGAUUGUUAAUAUUUAGUCUAAUAAAUUGUGAGUUGCAUACCGCAAAGUAUACCACUUUCACUUUAAAGAUACCGGUUUAACAGCGUGUGAAAAUUGUAUAAUGACAUUGAAGAAAAUAAGAACAUACACAUUAUGAUGGCUUAUGCGAAAAUAUUACUAAUAAGUCUGAAGAUUUUACUUAUAUCUUAAGGACAUAAUUAGUCAUGCAUUCUAAUUUACUCAUACAGGCUUAUAUAAAUCAUGAAGGAGUGGAGAUUGGUCGUGCUACUUUGCACGGCCUUGUUGUUCGUGCCAGUUGUUCGACCUCAAGAAAAAUGGAGUCGACCAGAGAUAGCUGACAAACGAGUUGAUGACUGGGUUCCAAUUACAGCUUCCUGUCCAUCUUGUCGAAAAAAUUUAGAGCCUAGUGAAUCUAGUAGUGUUGACGAAAUUGGGAGUUUAUUAAAUCCACCUGCACUGCCUGCAGCAGGAGCAAGAAGUCUUUUCAAUUUUAAUUCCCAACAAAAUCAGUUCAAACGUGCGCCAUCUGGAGAACCUUACGAAGUCACUCCACCUCCGCAAUUUGCACAGUCACAGCAACAACAACAAUUUUUCAGCCCUCAGCCUUUCCCUAAAAUAUCACAACCUGUACAUUUCCCAUUACCUUUCUUUGGUCAACAAAAUCCAUUUCAAAAUAGAUUCCAAGCUAGUUUUCAACCACAGUUUACUUUUUUGCCACAACAACAACCUCAACCUCAACCUAUAGCCAAAGAAAAUAAAGUUACAUUCCCUGAAACUCCAUUCAAUCAACAACCCAAUAAAGGUAUGGUUCAGCUUGUAUAUGUACCUAUUGAAGCUUUACAAAGACAAAAACCUAGAUUCCAAUCAGAUAGACCUGUUUCACAACAGUCUACUUUAGAUACAAAACCACAAGCAUCAUUCGACAGUGACAAGUUACGAUUCCAAAGACCACCACUCCCAGUAGAGCAAACUAAAAACCGAUUCCAAUUAGGACAAGACCCUGGACGUUUUCAAGUACCUCCACAAACAUUUGCUCCAGAGACAAAUCGUUUCCCGACACCACCAUCGGCGCCAUCUUUUAUACAAGACUCUGGACGUUUGCCUUCACCACCGGCUGAACAAAAUGUUGGCCGUUUUUCUGCGCCCUUACCAUCAUUUGAACAGGGAAUCAAUACUUUUUCUCCGUCACAAUCUUUUGAACAGAAUACUGGAAAUUUCAUCCCACCAUCUCAAAUAUUUAAUCAAGAAAAACCAGCAUUUAUUACUCAAACAAAAGACUCUCGGCCACAACAGUUCUUGCCCCAAAAUGAACAAUCCACUUCACCUUUAUCUUUUCAAUUUUCUGAAGAUGCUAGAAAUCCUCCUUCUAAUAUCUUCCAAUUUCAUAGUCGAUUCCAAAAACCACAAAUACAAGAAGAAAAUCCUAAAGAAACGCAAUCUCAAGUACAACAAAAAUUUGUACCUAAUUUCGAGGAUUCCUCAAAAGAGUCAUCUCAAAACGUAGUUCCCGUGUUUGAUAGUAGUCGUCCAACUCAAGAGGCUCCACAAAAUGUUAUUCCGAAUUUUUUGAAAGAUAAACCUAGAACAGAACAGUCACCACAAUUUAUACCUAUUAACGACGAUCAAUCGUUGAGAUCACAACAACAAUUACCUGCUAAUUUCCAAGAUAGGCCACCUCAGGAUACAGCACAGCAAACACUCGUUCCUAAUUUCGAGUUUAGGCCAAGACCAGAAAAUCAAGAAUUCAUACCAAAUUUCCAAGAUACAAGACUGAAGCAAGAAUCUGUAUCGCAAACUUUUUCACCAGGUUUUGAAGAUAUAAGACCAAAACCUAGACCAAAAGUACAAACUUCAACAUUCCCUACACCGCCACAAAUUUUCAGCUCUCCAAAUUCAAUAGAAGAAACAUUUACACCUACUACAUAUCCUCCUGCCCAUCAACCACCACUUUCUGUUUACAUGGAAAAACGUCUAGAUAACAAAGUAAAUGAAGUACUUUCUAUAUUAAAAGAUGCUAAGACAAUUCCUGUACUAGAUACAAUUGGCGAUCAUUCACCAAAAGUAUUUGUUGGUCCCUCUGAUCUCGAUGCGCCAAGAGGUUAUGUAAAAUUUGAGUUGCCUUAUUUGUCUUCUCUCGACAUUUCAAAAAUUGAAACUAUGGUUGAUAGUUUACCUUUUUUCGUCGCACCACUUAAUUUCAAACCACCAAUUGGUUAUUCUAAAAUACCAUUCCCUCCUCCUCAUAUAGGAUCAGUAGUUGUGUCUUCUAAAUCACCUGCUGUCGUAACAACAUCCACAGAAUUUGUGCCCUUCACUCUUACGCCUCAGUUGCCUACGGAAGUUAAUUCGUUAAAACCGAUUUCUAGUACCCAACGAGAGUUUGCACCAAUAGAAAGAGUAAAGCCAACUACAACUGUUAUAUCUCCUACAAAAAGAAAUCGUCAAAGGAAACCUAUUCAUAGAGGCUCGUUGACUAGUUUUAGUACAACUACACCCUUAAAUGACGUACCAGAGUCUCAAAGAGAUCAGUUCACAACUCUUUCUGAAUUACAGCGAUUACCUGAAAAUAUUCAAUCAACAGUACAAUAUCAGUUUGUAGAAAAUACGCCAACGCCUAUUGAACAUCAAUUCUCUGAUUUCCCAAAGAAGUCAAUCGAACAACAACAACAAUCUGUAUUUGAAUCUUCACCAACGCCAGUUCAGAAAUUUGAAACAAAUCAACCCCAGUUCUUUUCGGAACAACAGGUUCCACAACAAUUUUCAGACACCGUACCACAAUUAAACCAACCACAAUUUUUCGGUUAUCAAGAACAGCCACAAUCUAUUGACCAAUCACAAAAAAAUCAACAAACCUCCUUGGAAAAUCAACAACAACCAGUUCAACAGGAAUUAUUUGAUAAUGUUUCGCAAUUUGUUACCGAAGAAACUUUAAAAACUCAAUCAGUACCCGAAGUUAGUACUCAAGAGCCCGUUCAGCAACAGUUCCUACCAAGUACGACAGAGAAACAAGUUCAUAAAAAUUUUCAAAGUGUACAAUCUCUUUCCCAGUAUAAUCCGCAUAAAAACCAAGUGCAACACCCAUCUACUACUGAGCAAGUACAAACAGCUUCCCCUAUAUCUCAAACUCCAUCAGACGAACCUCAACCAGCCGUUUCUACGGGAUUACCAAAAUAUAGACAACGUUUGUCAUACUACGACAAAGUAAUUUUAUCUUCGACGGAAUCUCCAGUUGAAAGUACUAGUAUUCAAAAUACUAUUGAAACUAGUGAAAAACCAAGAGAACGUCAAAAAUUAAGACCCAGACAAAGAUUAACUACGACUAGACGUCCGUCAUCUGAAUCGAAACCGUCCGAAGAAAACUCUGAACAUGUAACAGAAUCUUCUUCUACACAAAGGUAUAACCCUUUAAGAAGGCGCCGUCCAAUAACUUCAACAGAAGCCUCCGAACCUGCAACUAGAAGUUCAUUUAGGUCUAGAACCACUCAAGCAAAUAGGCCAGAUUUUGUACGAUCAAGGUCAAGAAGACCAUUAAGUACAACCACCACUACUACAACAACUACUGAAAUCCCACGGACAGAACAAUACGAGAAUAGCAAUGAUGUUCAGACAAAUGGACAAGACGAACAAAAAAAAAUCGAAGAAGCGGCUUCAUUUUGGAAUGAACCUGUAACUAUACAGCAAAGUCAAGGUUACGAAUUAGGUUCGUAUACAUCUGAUGGCUCUAAGUUUAGUAGCGGAGAACCUCCUUCAGAUGAAGUUAUAACAAAAGAAAAGCAUAACGAUAAAAAAGCUUAUGACCCUAAUAAUGAGAAAAAAACACCUGGUAGGCGAGGCCAUUGGGUGAGAGUUAAGGUAAAGAAACCGCAAGAUAACUUAGAUACAGCAGAAUCACAAAAUUCGUUGGGACCAUUAUCGGCAAAUGCUAUACAUGAAAUGAUUACUAAGCCAUCAGCUCCUGCUGAGAAUAAUUUUCCUUCAUCAGCUAUGUCUGAACUAACAACAACAACAACCACUAAAACUACUACUAGCCUUCCACCCACAUCUUCAGAGUCCACUGCAUUUACUACUGUUAGUCCACCAUUAACUACAACUAUGAUGUCUGAGUACACAAUGGAAGGUGUAACCGAAUAUCACCCAGCUGAAACAACCAUGAUUUUAUCAUCAUCUACUAGUGCACCCAUAAAAAAUGUUGAUGACGAACAAGAUGAGGUAUUCCAGCGGAAUUUGGCUGAUAUGCUGGCUAAGUUUAUUAAUAAUCCACAACAAGAUCAGCAUCAACUACAAGAAACAAGUAUGGCGCCUACUAUAGUCGAAGAAAUUACUUCAGAAAGGUUGGACGAGAUCGACAUGGAUACAACCGUACCUCCUACAACUACUGUCACGGAAAUACUUAACAGCGAUCAGAUCACUUCUACUACAACUAAAGUAUCCGUGGAGACUGAAAUAUGCUAUAAGGGUAGGUGUGUGAAGAGUCAAAAAAACAAAAAAAUUACCGACCUGUUACCCGAGCCAUGAACAAAAAUAUAACAAAUAUUUUUCAUAGUAUUUAAACACUGGAUAGUUUAAUUAUUUUAAGUAAAAAUAAAGAAAAUGUUUGUAAAUAAUAUCAUUGUAUUGACAUUAGUAUGUCAAAUAAAUGUAAACUGAAUCCUUGAAAGAUUCAGGUUUGCGUUCGAUAUAAAGAAACAAAUCAUCUAAAUUGGACUUCCAAUACAAAUUUGAAUAUACUGAUGAUAUUCAUGUGGAAAUCUGUGCCAACAUAAAAAAAUGCGUAUUAAUUAUUUUGUAAAUAUUAUAUCUAUAGUAAUAUACAUUAGUCAAUUAUGAAUUAUUUAUUUGUUAUUUUUACGCAUGUUUAAUUUAUAUAAUUAAAUAAUUUUGUACUACACUGUUUAAUAACAAAAACAUUAAUUAGAUAUUUUCUUGUCUAUUACUUUUUUUUAUGAUCACGAUACUUUGAUUAUUAUUGUGUAGUUUGUAAAGCACUAUUAUUAUCAUAUAAAAAUUAUAUACGUUUUUAAGCGUAUUUUAUAUCAUAUUUGUGUUUUCGACUAUAAUAUUAUGUAUUUUACAAUAAAGUAUAUUUGUACAGUUA